Messenger RNA from Mesocricetus auratus (golden hamster), 1877 nucleotides. RefSeq names its product valosin containing protein lysine methyltransferase (gene Vcpkmt). NCBI's taxonomy places the organism in Eukaryota, Metazoa, Chordata, Mammalia, Rodentia, Cricetidae. The record is from RefSeq and is a predicted model, not a curated record. Gene Ontology annotation, molecular function: protein-lysine N-methyltransferase activity. The transcript is spliced from 6 exons. Bases 41 to 739 code for a protein of 232 amino acids. Gene Ontology annotation, biological process: peptidyl-lysine methylation. Gene Ontology annotation, cellular component: cytoplasm; cytosol.
GGCGUGACGUCACCACGUGCCCCAGCCUGUGGCGGUAGCAAUGGCGGCGGCCGUGGAGUCAGCGUCGGAGCCAGAGGCGGAGGACCCGCUGUGGAGCUUUGUGCGGGUUCUGGAGAAGCGGGAUGGGACGGUCCUUCGCCUGCAGCAGUACGGCUCCGGAGGCGUGGGUUGUGUUGUGUGGGACGCCGCCAUCGUCCUUUCCAAGUACCUGGAGACGCCGGGGUUUUCCGGCGACGGGGCCCACGCGCUGAGUCGCCGCUCGGUGCUGGAGCUGGGCUCGGGCACCGGGGCUGUGGGGCUCAUGGCCGCGACCCUCGGGGCAGAUGUUGUAGUCACUGAUCUUGAGGAGCUGCAAGACUUGCUGAAAAUGAAUAUUAAUAUGAACAAGCAUCUUGUGACUGGUUCUGUUCAAGCCAAGGUACUGAAAUGGGGGGAAGAACUAGAAGACGUCACUUCACCGGACUACAUACUGAUGGCUGACUGCAUAUACUAUGAGGAGUCCUUGGAACCAUUGCUAAAAACGUUGAAAGAGCUCAGUGGAUCUGAAACUUGUAUUAUAUGUUGCUAUGAACAACGUACAAUGGGGAAAAAUCCAGAAAUUGAGAAGAAAUAUUUUGAGCUCCUCCAGCUAGACUUUGACUUUGAGGAAAUCCCUUUGGACAAACAUGAUGAAGAGUACCGAAGUGAAGACAUUCGUAUUGUCUACAUCAGAAAGAAAAAGUCGAAACUGCCAUCCUGAAACCCUUUUCCAUCUCACCCACGCCCCCAACACCUGCAUAAGAUAAAGAUGGGAAUGGAGCAUGUGCAUACAGCGUGGGAAGAUUGCAUUUACAUUUCUCCAGCAUGUCCUUAGAGAUCUGGCACAUGGAUGACGACCACUAUGGACUGCAAGGCCUGCCUGCAGUGGGCUUGAAAUCCAGCUUCAGUUCUGUAGCUCAGCACCAAGGUCUGCUUAAAAGUAACACUGGGAUCACCCAAAUAAAAAUAAAUUUGAGGUUGGCCUCAAUCUGAAGCAGCAUGGUUGACUCAGUGCAUUUUCAAGAAACUAGAGAUAAUCCAAUUUCUAAUGAUACCUACCUGUCACUAUAGAGUAAUGUUUUGAGGACUGGUCAUGGUGGUGUACGACUUUAAUUCCACUACUGGGGAGGCAGAAGCAGGGGAAUCUCUGAGUUCCAGAUCAGCUUGGUCUACAGAGUGAGUUCAGGCAUAAUGACACCUUGCCUCAAGAAGGAAAAGGAAGGAAGACUAGAGAUAAGUUGACCCAAUUAGCAAUCAUAGUUAUCUCUUACCAUGUAAGCAAUAAAUUUUAGUUUUUCUUUCCAGUAAAUUUCAAAGACAGUCACACUUUUACUUAGUUGUGCAGUAGUGUUUUUUUUUUUCCUUAUAUUUUAAUACUUACAUGUUCUUUUAAAGGAAACUGAAAAUAUUCUCUUUACUGGCUGUACGUAGUUUCGUUUCCUGCAUCACAGGUUGGUGAGUUAUCUCGAGAGGUAAGGGUGCCUACUGUAGUGAGUCACUAGACAGAUGCCGGUGUGAGGAAAGAAAGCCAGUUACAGGUGUUGGUGUUCACAGGCUCAGCAGUUUUCUUUUCUAUGUCUUCCAAGAAAAUCUGAUUUUAAAAUAGACAUCACGUUUACACAAAACUGAUUUUUUUCAACUAAAAAUUAGUUCAGUGCACAUUUGUCAAAUGCUUUUUACUAUGUUUUCUCCAGUUUUUGUUCCAAUAAUCAUCUGCUCACGUGGACUAAUCUGUCAAUGACUUGAACAACAGCACCAAUUCCAAAAAGUAGUAACCAGAUGGAAUUCUGGAAUUUUCAGUCAUUGGUGCUAAAUGGCACAUUUCAUGUGUUGAUGAAAUAAACAUUUUUGAAACCUUG